Molecule: messenger RNA, 3107 nt
Organism: Lottia gigantea (owl limpet)
Lineage: Eukaryota; Metazoa; Mollusca; Gastropoda; Lottiidae
Exons: 5
Coding region: 22-633 (203 amino acids)
Biological process (GO): proteasome-mediated ubiquitin-dependent protein catabolic process; protein targeting to vacuole; negative regulation of gluconeogenesis
Cellular component (GO): GID complex; extrinsic component of membrane
Source: RefSeq, a predicted model, not a curated record
CGGCCGAGUAACACCUCUGAAAUGCCCGUCCCAGUUAAACUUGACCCUCCACCACCAGCGGACUCAGUCCAGCCUGGAGUCACGACUUCUUUACUUUACAAUGGUUCGAGAUUCCAAGGACACCAAAAAAGUAAAGGGAAUUCUUAUGACGUGGAGGUUGUGUUACAGUACUGUGAUAUGGAAAAGGCGUAUUUAUGUGGAUAUUUGAAAAUAAAAGGUCUAACAGAAGAAUACCCAACCUUAACGACAUUUUUUGACGGAGAGAUAAUCAGUGCUAAGCAUCCAUUUUUAACGAGGAAAUGGGAUGCUGAUGAAGAUGUUGACAGAAAACACUGGGGAAAAUUUUUAACUUUUUUUGAAUUUGCCAAAACUUUUAAUUCUGAUACUUUUGAUUAUGAAGACUUAAAAAAGAAAGAUUUUGUGUUUAUGAGAUGGAAGGAACAUUUUUUGGUACCAGAUCACACGAUAAAGGAUAUUACUGGGGCUUCUUUUGCUGGUUUUUAUUAUAUAUGUUUUACAAAAUCUACUGCUACAAUAGAGGGGUAUUACUAUCACAGAAGCUCAGAAUGGUUCCAGUCGUUGAAUUUACACCAUUGCCCAGAUCGAAGUAUUCCUAUCUAUCAGUUUCGAUAAUUUGUAAACAGUAGUGAUACUGAAAGACAAGAAAUAACCCUGUCUUGAACUGUUUUACCAAGAUUUUAUAUGAUAUUAGAGUUGAUACAUUGUUUAUAGCAUAACAUAGCUUAUCAUCCGACGUGAUAUACAGGCGUUACUUGCUCCUUUGUCAUGAUAUACAGACGUUACUCGCUCCUUUGUCAUGAUAUACAAGCAUUACCUGUACCCAUGUCGUGAUAUACAGGCGUUACCCGUUCCUUUGUCAUGAUAUACAGACGUUACCCACUCCUUUGUCAUGAUAUACAGGCUUACUCGCUCCUUUGUCGUGAUAUACAGACAUUACCCGCUCCUUUGUCGUGAUAUACAGACAUUACCCGCUCCUUUGUCGUGAUAUACAGACGUUAAGUGUUCCUUUGUCAUGAUAUAUAGACUUUACCCGUUCCUUUGUCAUGAUAUACAGACGUUACUUGCUCCCAUGUCAUGAUAUACAGACGUUACUCGCUCCUUUGUCGUGAUAUACAGGCGUUACUCGCUCCUUUGUCGUGAUAUACAGGCCCUUUCCUAGUCUUUAUUAUACAGGUGGGAUUUGAGCUAGACAUAAAAUAUCACUUUUAUGGGGGUUGCCGAUGUAUCAUGUCCAAGGAUAAGGUAGGGUCAGGUUUGUCAGGCUAAUAUUGUUUAUGGUGAUGCAUAAUUGGAAUAAUAUAAUAAUAAAUAUGCAAAGGGAAAAGAUGUGUAUAACUUGAUAUUGAUAAAUUAUAUAAAAUAUCAGAUUUACUUACAAGUAAUUGUAACAUUUGUAAGAUGAACUGGGACAAGUAUCAAUAAAAGCACUGGCCUAGGUCACAGAAGUUUGUGUUAUUAAGACCAACGGCCUUGUUUAUAACACUUUAAAACUAUUGUUAGAAUGACUUGUGACAAGGGUUUAUCUUGAUAAACUUUACAGUUAUCAGUGUAUAAUCUUAUAAUAAGAAGAAAAAAACACACAGAGAUAUAUAGAUAUAUAAUACUCAUGAGAACUGACAUUUGAAAGUUUUGCUAAUACCUUGUUGUUGAUGUCUAAUAUAAUUUUUUGAAUAAUUUUGAUUGGUGGAAAAGUAAAGUCUUGUAAGUUUCCUGUAAAUUCAUGUUAUUUAUGACUUAAAUUGAAGGCAAAUAUUUUGGGAGAAAGUAAGCUUUAAGAAUUCCAUAGUCUUCCUUCCUUAUCAUUCUUUAGACAAUUUUUACUGCUGUCUUUGAAGUUUUUGUAAAAAAGGUGUCAGAAUUUUAACGGAUCUGUCAUGUCUUUGUUGUUUCUGAAAAAUGAGUUUUUUCUUAAAAUUACUUAUCUGCUGAAUUCUUUUUUCUCUUAAACAUAGAUUGUGAAGGAACUUGAAAAUGAAAGCCAAAUGGCAAAAAUAUUUUAAAAACAUUUUUGUUUUGCAAAAAAAAUGGAGUGAAGUAAAGAUAUUUUCUUAUGUAAGAGAAAGUUAUUGAAACAAUUGUAACAAAAAAUAUUAAUUGUAAGCUUUUUGAGCCCAGGGCCCUGUUUCUCUAAAAAAUCUUACAACUGUUUUUGGAACUGGGCCUAUCAUUCUUGAGACAGAAAUUAAUCAGAAGAUUUCUUGAGGAGAGGGCCCUUGUAUAUUAAUUGUAUAUUUUGAAGCGUAUUAUAAAAAGAAAGCUUACAGCUCAUGGCCUUGUUCUUCAAAAAAUCUUGCGAUCAAUUUUGUCACAAGUGAGCCGUAUCUGAUGUAAAAUUCCACCGAUACAACAAGUUCUUAUCGUAAGUUUUUUGAGAAACAGGCUCCUAAAGUCUGAUAUUUAUUUUUGUACGAUAUUGUUAUACCCAAUAGGGUUUGUUUCUUUUUUAGUAUUUUAUAACUGUCUGUUUCUAAACUCUGUUUCUUUACCUCGUUUAAUAAGAACACUACUUAAACAAUAAAAUCUUCAAAAAAAAAGCUGUGUAGACAAAUCCAUAAAUAACAAGAAACAUUUAAGCUAGCUCACAGAGAAGUGACAAAUUCAAAAGAUGUAAAUAAAUAUUAUUAACUAUGUGGACUCUCUGAAAGAGCUGUAAUUUUGAAAAACGAAGAUAACCAGAAAUAUUGUUAGCUUCAUAAUAUGCUCUCUGAAAGGUGAAUACAAAGUUUCCCAUUUAUAAGCUAUAUGGAUUGUUUGAGACAUACUAAACUAAUAAACCCAAAAUAACAAAUAAGCAUUAUAAGCCUUAUUGACGUUCUGAAUGAAAUGCUAAAAUGAAAAACUUGAAAGUGUACAUACUAAGUAUGAUUAACCUCCAAAAGGGUGUUAAAAAGACUAUUCUUUUUUGAUUUCCAAACUGUCAAACAAAACUUUGUGUUGGUACUAGCCAGCAGUUGUUUCUGGUUUGAAAAUAAAAAUGGAUGGCUUUGUAACAAAUAUUAUUCCUCCGUUUAGAUUUGAUUCAUUUGAAAUGAUGAGUUUUAUUUUGUUUAAUUGCCAGUAUUUCGUUAAUAAAAGAUACAUUUUGU